AUGGAAUCAGAGAUCCAACACCCUGCUGUACUCGCACGACGAAGGAGCACGUUCUCGAGCUCGGCAUACUCAACCACAUCCGACUCGUCGCCCGACCUAACAACUGAUAGUGUCAUAACACCGGAAAGCGACGAGGAUGCGCCAACGCCCAUUGUUCGUCCGAAGGUAGAGGAGCUGGAAGAGGAUGCAUUGGACGACUUGGAGGACGCUAAGCCUUCCAUCUUACCCAACGUCACCCUACCGACCCCUAGAAAGCGUGGACGGCCAAGGAAACACCCAGUCAUCGAACAGAAGAAGACCUCUCAUGCGCGGUCGAAGACUGGUUGCGGUACAUGCCGAAGACGCAAGAAGAAGUGCGACGAAGCGCGGCCUCACUGCAGCAACUGCGAGAAGAACAACGUCGUGUGCGACGGCUACGAACCAAAGCAACCAUGGCGGAGCGGCAAGCAGAAGGCGUUGGUUCGGCGGGACUCGAUACCGGCUGAGCUACCCAUGCUCGUCGAAGGCAUCGACGGCACCGUAGACCAAAUGUUCUUUCACCACUUCACUGCCAAUGUUGGCAAAGUUCUUUCCCUGACGGACCACCACAAUCCGUUCCUGGAGAUCAUCGUGCCGAUGGCCAUGGGUCAUACCGGUCUUAUGCAUAGCCUGCUAUACCUGUCAGGUAGCUGUCUGAUCGCCAACGAGCCCGCUCCAAAAACAGAAUGGGAGGCGAGACAAGAGCACCACAGCAGCAAAGCGAUGCGCCUCCUGCAGCAAGAUCUUGCUGCUUCGACUAGUACGACGGAGAACGCGGUCGCAAGGAUAGGCGACCCAUCGAUCGCACAGACGCUCGUACUCUGUCUACAGACGGUGUGUGCUGGUGAUACAAGCGGCACUUACCGCUUCCACCUCAACGCCAUGAAAGAAAUGCUUACACAACGAGCGUCUUCCUUUCCCAACGAGCAGUUACGACAGUUCAUCCUCGAGUUUCUCCUGUAUCACGACUACAGCAGCUCCAUCACGAGCUUGAGCAAUCCGCUUGAUCAACGCAGCAUUGACCUAAUGGAAGGUUUCAAACUGCCCGAGUUCAUGAUACAGCCCCAAGCCGGCACUCUGCUCGGCGUUAUGGACGGCUUAUUUGGCUUUAUCAGUCGCAUUCGGAUACUUCGCGAUCUAAUCCGACAACGGAGAGCACAGGGAACAGGCCAUUGGUGGGACCCAGCUAUCAUCGACGACGCUUUUGUUAUCGACAAGGCGCUACGGGAGUGGACAUGCGUGCAUCCACCGGAGAGUCCUCGCUUUGCAGCAAGCUUGUUGUAUCGACAAUGCACAUGGCUGUACCUGCACCGGACAAUACAACUUUCGAAGCCGAGUCCCACGUUCCAGCAAGCAGUUGACGAAGGUCUGCAAUACCUCCGCAUGCUUCCGUGGGAUACCGAUGAUGGCUCCACGCAGUCAAUCCUGCUCAUGCCGCUUUUCUUACUGGGCUGCGCGGCCUUUGAGCCGAACCAACGGCCUGAGAUCCGUCAGGCGUUUGAGCGCUUGCAGAAAUGGUCGAGUCUCGGCAACAUCAAGUACGCUUAUACCAUUGUUGAGCAAGUGUGGGAGAUGAUGGAUCAAGGUAAGGAAGAAGAAACGUGGGAUUGGGAAAGCAUAAUAGCGAACCGUGGAUGGGAUUUUCUUAUAACCUGA
Baudoinia panamericana UAMH 10762 is the source of this 1674-nucleotide messenger RNA. RefSeq lists its product as uncharacterized. Gene Ontology annotation, biological process: positive regulation of transcription by RNA polymerase II. Bases 1 to 1674 code for a protein of 557 amino acids. The record is from RefSeq and is a predicted model, not a curated record. Gene Ontology annotation, molecular function: DNA-binding transcription factor activity, RNA polymerase II-specific; transcription cis-regulatory region binding; zinc ion binding. The transcript has a single exon. Gene Ontology annotation, cellular component: nucleus. NCBI's taxonomy places the organism in Eukaryota, Fungi, Ascomycota, Dothideomycetes, Mycosphaerellales, Teratosphaeriaceae.